Messenger RNA from Ramularia collo-cygni, 198 nucleotides. RefSeq names its product probable ribosomal protein L29.e, cytosolic. Bases 1 to 198 code for a protein of 65 amino acids. The transcript has 3 exons. Gene Ontology annotation, cellular component: ribosome; cytosolic large ribosomal subunit. Gene Ontology annotation, molecular function: structural constituent of ribosome. NCBI's taxonomy places the organism in Eukaryota, Fungi, Ascomycota, Dothideomycetes, Mycosphaerellales, Mycosphaerellaceae. The record is from RefSeq and is a predicted model, not a curated record. Gene Ontology annotation, biological process: cytoplasmic translation.
AUGGCCAAGUCCAAGAACUCGUCUCAGCAUAACCAGGCCAAGAAGAACCACAAGAACGGUAUCAAGAAGCCAAAGACCAACAGAUACCCUUCGCUCAAGGGAACCGACCCCAAGUUCCGGAGAAACCACAGACAWGCGCUCCACGGCACAAUGAAGGCUUUGAAGGAGGUCAAGGAGGGCAAGCGUGAUGCAKCAUAA